Molecule: messenger RNA, 1866 nt
Organism: Eruca vesicaria subsp. sativa (arugula)
Lineage: Eukaryota; Viridiplantae; Streptophyta; Magnoliopsida; Brassicales; Brassicaceae
Source: the annotation of a GenBank genome assembly
AUGUUGGCAGGUAAAGAUGCUUACAUUUGUGUUGACUUUUGUCUUGUGGCAGAUUUAUCUUCCCUGAGGAUGCUGAAAUCUCUGGAUUUAAGUUCGAAUGGAUUUUAUAGACCAAUGGGAUUGCAAGGCGAUAAUAGUUUAAGAAGAUUAAGAAACUUGGAGAUUCUGGAUCUCUCUGAAAAUUUAUUCAACAACAGCAUUUUUCCCUUUCUUAAAGCCGCUACAUCACUAAAGAGACUAUUUCUUAGGUCCAACCAAUUGGAUGGCCCUUUCCCAGACGAAGUGUUACCUUUCCUACGGAAGUUGGAAGCUGUGGAUCUCAGUGGUAAUGAAUUUUCUGCAUCAAGUGGAUUGCAAGGCAAGUCCAUACACAUACUAUGCUAUUCCACUAAAGAUGGUGGUCAGUUUCCUUCAUGCUUAUUUGGCUUGACUAGGCUUCGAGUUCUUGAUCUCUCAUCAAACCAAUUGACUGGGAAAGUUCCACCUGCUCUUGGUAGCCUUGGAUCCCUCAAGUACUUAUCAUUGUUAGAUAACAACUUUGAAGGCUUCUUCUCACUCGGUUCGCUUGCCAACCUCUCGAUGUUGAGGGUUUUCAAACUUGGUUCGGAAUCCAAAUCAUUUCAAGUAGAGUCUGAAAGUUAUUGGAAGCCAAAAUUUCAGCUGAGUGUUAUUGAACUACCAUCUUGCAACUUGGUGAAGGUUCCUUAUUUUCUCUUAUUCCAAAAGGAUUUGAGCCGCAUUGAUCUCUCUAACAAUAAAAUUUCUGGAGAUUUUCCUCAUUGGCUACUAGUCAACAAUACAAAGCUCGAAGUUUUGUUUCUACAAAAUAAUUCGCUAACAAACUUUCAGCUUCAAGGAUCUGCUCAUAAUCUAGGUUUCCUGGAUGUGUCAGACAAUGACUUCAACCAUUUGCUUCCUGAGAAUAUCGGGUGGAUACUUCCUCAUUUACAUUAUAUGAAACUAGCUAAUAACGGUUUCCAUGAAUUUCUUCCAUCUUCUCUUGGCGAGUUUAGAGUCUUAAACGGAUUACUACUUUCAAAAACCGCAUUGGAAGGUGAAAUACCUAUUUCUUUGUUCAGCUUAACUGCUCUUCAGCUGUUGGACCUUUCCGAAAAUACCUUAUCUGGUGGCAUAGCUCCGCAAGUCAAUUCGCAAUUACCCAUAGUAUUACUCCUUCAAGAUAAUGAAUUAUCAGGGGUUAUUCCAGACACAUUGCUAACUGGUGUCUCUGUACUUGAUCUGAGAAAUAACAGAUUGUCUGGGAAUAUUCCUGAGUUCACCAACACCCAAGACACACAUACUCUUCUUCUUAGGGGGAAUAAUUUAACAGAUAAUGAGUUGAGUGGUGAUAUCCCAGCAGAGCUUGGAGGUCUUCUUGAGCUAAAAGCUCUUAACCUUUCUCACAACAAGUUAUCAGGGUUGAUACCAGAAAGCUUUUCAGGUCUGAAGAAUGUGGAAAGCCUUGAUCUCUCCUUCAACAGGUUACAAGGCCGGAUUCCAUCACAACUAACAGAGCUGAGCAGCCUAGCUGUUUUCAAUGUCUCCUUCAACAACUUAUCUGGAGUCAUUCCACAAGGAAAACAGUUUAAUACAUUUGGUACAAAAAGCUACUUAGGCAAUCCUCUUCUCUGUGGACAAUUAGUCAUCAACAUAAGCUGCGACAGCAGUAACUUUCAAGAACCAGAUAAUGGAAUGGAAUCUGAUGAGUCUAUAGUGGACAUGGUAUCUUUUUACUGGAGUUUAGCUGCAGCUUAUGUGACUAUACUUCUUGGAAUAUUCUCAUCUCUAUGUUUUGACUCUCCUUGGAGCAGAUUUUGGUUCUACAUCGUUGAUGCUUUCAUCCACAAGGCCAAGAACUUGUGGUAA